Ostrea edulis (European flat oyster) is the source of this 3164-nucleotide messenger RNA. RefSeq lists its product as uncharacterized. The coding region runs from base 135 to 2240 and encodes 701 amino acids. NCBI's taxonomy places the organism in Eukaryota, Metazoa, Mollusca, Bivalvia, Ostreida, Ostreidae. The record is from RefSeq and is a predicted model, not a curated record. The transcript has 8 exons.
UCGAUAUCGGCCCGUCGCGCCGAAGUUUGAGUAAGACUGGGCGGCGGAAUCAAAAUUUUCAAAGGAAUAAAAGAGCUCUAGGGAUUGAAUGGAAUGUUACUUAGCUAGUUAUCGUAUACGUAUUUGAUUUAAACAUGGACAAAUUCAGGGCAAAGAAAAGAGGCUUCUUUGCUAUCUCCAAUUCCUUGAGCUCAUCAGGUGACAAAAAACGGAAUAAGGGAGACAAACAUGAGUUUAUUUACCUCAAGGGAGAAAAAUCAGAGUGCAGGAAUUUCGAGGGGGAAAAAAUAGACUUGAACAAAGUCGGUGUUGAUUCGGAUGGAGAGACCGAUGAUGAAGUGGGACAGGGAGAUACAUCUGGACAGAGCACCUCAGAACCAGAGACAGCAGUGUCUGGGUCAUCCUGUGAUGAUGUUCAUAAAGCAAGCCGUAAACUCCAGUCUAUUGCUAAGAAGUCAAUCAGAAGAGACAAGAAGAAAGAAAAAGAAAAACAAGAGAGAAAAGAGAAAAACAAAUUGUCAAUGGAUGAUUUCUUGAGUAAACAAAUAGAGUUUAUCACAUGGCUUGAAGAAGAGAAACACAAAAACUCCAAGGAGAUGUCUUCACCAAAGAGGAAAGCCUACUUCAAAACUUUCCUAAAGCUUUGGAACAAAAGAAAACUGCCACAGAAAUAUUACAGAGGGAGUGCAGAGAUCCAAAGUCCAUGCCCCGCCCAUCCUACGAGAACUUUCAGCUUUGAUACGGAAGAGGUUGUUAGUUUCACACGUCCCAAGUCUAAGCGGUUGUCCAUUGAACCAUGGGGACCACCAGAUUCACCAUUCUCCACUUUUGGGAAGACACCACCUAAAAAUCUACAGACAUCAAACCUAUCUUUGUUUGAGUCACAGUCCUCUUUGGAACUUGGAGACUACCAAACACCAAAAAAUGCAUUACCAAUGGCAAAUGCUGGACAAUCUGUACUGAGGUCUGAGAGCAGUAACCAUGGGAUUCAGCAGUUUCCUGCAGGUGAACUGCCAGGUACACCAACAUCAUCUGUUCUGGAGAAGUCCCCUGUUUAUGCUGUGCCAUGGAAACCCAAACCUACACCCAGGAAGAAGCCUCCUGUUGUCGACAAAACCGAUAUCUCCCCACCCCCACCACCUGUUCCCCCAAAAUCAUAUCAGAGUGGGGAAGAAAAUGAAGUAAUACAACAAACUGCUCAAAACCAACAAGCCAGUGAGACAAAAACUGUUUCACAGCCAGGAAAUAUAAACGACUGCGGGCAGGAGACUUGUAGCAGACUUGGUGUGUCUGAAACUUGUAGUGUUAUGGAGGUGGAUAAGGACAAUACAGUGGGACAUCGAAUCUCAAAAGAAAAUGGAUGGCAUAGCCCCAUUGUGGGAAAGCCUUUUAGUCCACCAGUCAAAAUUCGGAAAACUUUCUUUCCUCAAGAACAAAUUUAUGCAGAAAUUGACUCACUUGAAAUGAAAUCUGCUGUAGACAAAGAAUCAACAAGAGAUCUAGAGAUUGAUGAUCAUUUCUCCACAGCAUCGGCUGAUAAAUUACACACAUGCAGCGCAAAGCUUCAAAGUGACUCACCAACCAUUGCUCCAGAUUCAGAGGUGAAACCUGUAGAUUUUGAAAAUUUACAAACAACGAGGGAGAAUCGAUUUUCUUUCAGCAAGUACUUAAUAACACCUGAAAAGCGUGCUGCUACACCGAAGAAAAAGAUGCUUAUGUCUGAAAAUAGCAAAGAGCCUGUUCCAUUAAAGAGAUGUUUGGAACAACAAGAUGAAUUUCCAUCUUUAGAAAAUAAAAACAGUAACCAAAAGGAAAAGCCAGAGAUAAUGCCAAGAAAUAUUCCAAAACUUCGAAAUGAUUUCAGAGUUACCAUGACAAUUAGGAAUGGCCUCCAUAAUGUUCGGAACUUUGUGAUAGAAGAAAACAAACAACCCAGAGGGAAAGAUAAUAAAGACACCAGCAGUGUCGAUCCAGCAAAUAGACAAUUGGAGAAAGUAAAGCAGAGGAGAAAGGGAGAACAGCAUCCUGCAAUUUCAGAAUCAAGAUUAGGAAUGGGCGAGAAAGUCACUUUGUCUGCGGAUGGUUCUGGAAAUCCUAAAUCAAAGCUCCAGAAAGAAUUUCUGGAAACAGAUAUUGAUUCAUUACCAUUACCAAUCAUGGGUGCUAAAACACCACCUCGGAAACGGAAACCUUUGUCCCAUCUUCAGAGGUCUAAGUCAUUGGAGACCAUAAUUUGGUGAUCAAAGUGUUUCAAUACCAUAUGCACAAGAAUGUCCAAUUUCUUCAUAUGCAGCAAGGUUCACAAUGAAUUAGAUAUUUUGCAUAAACACAAAUUUUUUUAUUCCUAACUUUAUGUAAUUACAAGAAUCCAAGAGAUGUUUAUUUGACAAAUCUAAAACAGCAUUGUGACAGGGCAGUUUCACUGGAGUUCAGAAGCAGGACAUUCUGGACUGUGUAGUGUGUGUCCAGUGUUAGUGUCUAGGUAGAUAUAAAGUGAGAAUUUCAGUAAAAGUUAAACAUCAGGUGUCAGUGUGUCAGACAUGAUAUAGACAUUCUAGAUACAAACGUUAACCAAUGGCAUGGAGCAUUAAAUUAAUUUAUUGGCAAGCUGCAAAGUGCAUAUUUCAUUCGUUUAGAUAUUCAAGUCCGGUAGCAUUUUUUAGUCCCAUAAUAUGUGUUAUGUUUUGUAUUUAUUUUCUACAGGAUUUUGUCCAGCAUUAAGAGAGUUUAAAUUCUAUACUUGGAUGUUUUAACUUUCUCUGAUGAUAUUCAACAUUUCCAUUUAUGAUAAGUGUACCUCAUCUAUUUACAUUUAUUAUACCAUUUUGAUACCAGUUGUAUAUUUACAUUUGAGGCAUACUGGAUUUCCUCUCUACAGUUUUGAUGUACAUGUGUCUUAUUUUAAGAAAAUCACGUCCUGUUACUUUCAAUCCAAACCAAGAGCUGGGAAACAGUUUUCAUUGAGUUCCAUAAUAUUGAUUCAUAAAAUACUCACCAUGUGGUGUGACACCAGUCUUUGUUAUACAAUACAGUAUAAAUACUGAAAUAUUCUUCAAUCAUUAAUCAUGAUAUUAUAAAAUGGAUUUAAUACAUCUUGUAAAUUUGAUAUUUAAUAACAAUAUGUACCAAAAAUAAUGACAGAAAUAAACAUUUGAAAUAGAGUU